Messenger RNA from Saccostrea cuccullata (small rock oyster), 2136 nucleotides. RefSeq names its product thioredoxin reductase 2, mitochondrial-like. NCBI's taxonomy places the organism in Eukaryota, Metazoa, Mollusca, Bivalvia, Ostreida, Ostreidae. The record is from RefSeq and is a predicted model, not a curated record. The transcript is spliced from 17 exons. Gene Ontology annotation, molecular function: glutathione-disulfide reductase (NADPH) activity; thioredoxin-disulfide reductase (NADPH) activity; flavin adenine dinucleotide binding. The coding region runs from base 31 to 1578 and encodes 515 amino acids. Gene Ontology annotation, cellular component: mitochondrion; cytosol. Gene Ontology annotation, biological process: cell redox homeostasis; glutathione metabolic process; cellular response to oxidative stress.
GAGAAAAAAAAUGUCUGCGCCCAUGAAAACAUGAUUGUAAAUAAACACCCAAGAACGUUCAUUUUAAAACGGCUUCUAAACCAAUACAGUCAAGUGAGAUUUCUCCAAAGUUCUUCAACAGAAGAGUAUGAUCUUGUUGUUAUUGGUGGGGGGUCAGGAGGGCUAGCUUGUGCCAAAGCAGCCUCCCAGCUUCAAAAGAAGGUGGCCGUCUUGGAUUUUGUGACCCCUUCUACUCAAGGGACAACAUGGGGGUUAGGAGGUACUUGUGUCAAUGUGGGGUGUAUCCCUAAGAAGUUGAUGCACCAUGCAGCUCUCCUGGGGGAGGCCAUUAAAGAUUCUAAGGCCUAUGGUUGGAGUGUUCCAGACCUAAUCCAGAAUGACUGGGAAACGCUGUCAACUGCUGUUCAGAAUCACGUGAAAUCCUUAAACUGGGGCCACAGGGUACAGCUCAGGGACAAAGGUGUAGAGUACAUCAAUGGUUUGGGGAGUUUUGUAGACAGACAGACAGUUAAAGUUACAGACAACAAGGGGAAGCAGAAACUUUUGAAAACCAAGAACACUGUGAUAGCCGUAGGAGGCAGACCAUAUAUUCCAUCUCAUAUACCCGGUGCUUUGGAGUAUUCCAUUUCUAGUGAUGACCUUUUUUGGUUGAAGAAAUCACCAGGAAAAACAUUGGUUAUAGGUGCUAGCUAUAUAGCUUUAGAGUGUGGUGGUUUUCUACGUGGUUUAGGGUUAGACACCACAGUAAUGGUCCGAUCCAUACCUCUAAGGCAGUUUGAUCAGCAAAUGGCCAGUCUGGUCACCGAUUACAUGGAAUCAAAUGGCACAAAGUUCCUGAAGACCUGUGUUCCGGUCAGCAUAGAGAAGACGACUGGAGGUCAACUGGUUGUGAAAUAUGAAAAUCUAACAGACAAACAGACCAAAGAGGAAGUCUUUGAUACAGUCAUGUUUGCCACAGGACGACAUGCUGUGGUGAGAAAUCUUAAUUUAGAAGGAAUAGGAGUAGAGAUUGACCAAACAACACAGAAAGUUAUUGGGGACCAUGGCGGGGACCAUGAGAGGAGCAGUGUUCCAAAUAUUUAUGCUAUAGGUGAUAUAUUACAUAAAAGGCCAGAACUGACACCAGUAGCUAUAAAGGCUGGGCAGCUAUUAGCAGAGAGACUGUUUGGGGGUAGUCAAGUACAGAUGAACUAUGAUCUGGUGCCGACCACAGUAUUUACCCCCCUGGAGUAUGGGGUUGUGGGUAUCUCUGAAGAAGAGGCCAUAGCACGACAUGGGGAGGAAAAUAUUGAGGUAUACCACGCAUUUUAUACACCGCUGGAGUUUGUGGUUCCUCAGAGAAAUUCCUCACAGUGCUACAUUAAGGUCGUUUGUUUUGGUGACCGGGUGUUAGGACUUCAUCUGAUUGGUCCGAAUGCCGGUGAAGUUAUUCAGGGAUUCGCAGUGGCUUUAAGAUGCGGAGCGACUUGGAGUGGUAUAUCUGGAAGCGUAGGAAUACAUCCUACGUCAGCAGAGGAAAUCGUCAAGCUUCAUAUCACUAAGAGGUCAGGACUUGACCCCACGGUCACGGGCUGCUGAGGUUAAUUCUCCUCGCACGUGUUCGGCUAGUUUACGUCUUUUUUUUGAAUUUGCUUACCGGUAUUUAUUUUAUAUCAGGUGCUGUGUUUGCUGACAUUUAUUUAUAUUGGUACAUGUAUUUUGUACUAUUUUUAGUAUAGUAUAUAACUAAUGUAAUGAAUAUAAGUACUGUGAAUUUUAUAUAACCUUAACUUAAUUUCGAAUAUAAGUUUGUUUAUUGAACAAUCAAUGCAGUGUUUUUAAAUAGAAAAUGUUAUGAAUGUGAGAUAACCAAUCAAAAUAUGUGUGUCAGAGGAAUUAUAUUUUUGGAUGCCAUUGAUGUUUUAUGAAUAAUUAGUAAGCUAGUCGGAUGUGGAGCGAGGACGGGUUUUUCUGGGACUCAAUCAUUCACCUGGAAUGAAAAUCCAAAUCUAAUCUUGUCAAAGAGAUUCGGAUCUGAUGUAACAGGUGUCACGUGACUUAGUUUACCAUGUCUUUAUUGUUUAUCAUGUGCGAUGCAGAAUUCCACUGUCACAUUGCAUUUCUGUAAUGUCAUUAAACCACGUUACUGAUUGUAAA